Messenger RNA from Protopolystoma xenopodis, 897 nucleotides. The record is from the annotation of a GenBank genome assembly. NCBI's taxonomy places the organism in Eukaryota, Metazoa, Platyhelminthes, Monogenea, Polystomatidea, Polystomatidae.
AUGGGCGGUUUGGCAUUGAGUAUGGAUAACACUCAGGGUAGCUCAGAGGCUUGUGGCGGUACUUUUAAAUGGAACUUUGAUACGAUUCGGCAUGGAUCCAGUAACAUCUCUCUCACAAAUGCCCACAGUAGCGUCGUUGGUGCCUCUGUAAAGUCAUCUAAUUCUAGUAGUACCUCAAGAGGUCCCUUGAUCAGUAAUAUUAGCUCAGAUAACGCAUGUGCUCCACACGAGUCUACCGAUGGAGAUACAACUGAUAGGGAAUCGUGUUCGUCUUCUAUCGAACUUACGACUGGAAUCAUUGCAGCACCCAAAUCUCCACCUAAACCCGCUUCUCCGGAGCUCCCAUUGCGAGCUACCAGCCACUCCUCACAAAUUCUUUUUUUAUCCGUUAACUUAGAAUCCUCAUCCUUCCCAUGCCGAAACUCCCCCAUCUCUCUUAUUUUACCUUUUGCUCUCGUCACAACACACUUCAUUGCUCUCGCUUUUCACCUCACGGCGAGUCUGCAAAGUAGCUCUGCUUUAAGCGACCAUGAGCUAAUCGUUGCAGUUACGCAGCCUUCUGCUAUUUCUUUUGCCUCUACCUCAACUCCACAUCAAACAUCGUCAUCGCAUCAACAAUCUUCCCCGUCUGUCAAGGCUCUCCGCCGACCUACUUCAAUGACAGCUAUCCAAAUGGCUGCUUCACCUGCUGUUAUAGUAUCCUCUUUUUCUUCCAGCUCCACUGGGACCUCCGGGACUCCUGGAAAUAGCGGAUCUCCACUGCUUCAAUCCAAAAUGCACUCUAUCAAUGGCCCACAGGACGUAAACUCGUACCAACAACUCCCCCAAUCCCAACAGCAACAGCAAAAAUGUGAGUCGAGCAUACAUGGGCGGAUUCUUGAGAAUUAUAUUUUUUGA